This is a messenger RNA of Mobula hypostoma (lesser devil ray), 8216 nucleotides long. Its product is annotated as zinc finger protein 664-like. Gene Ontology annotation, molecular function: RNA polymerase II transcription regulatory region sequence-specific DNA binding; DNA-binding transcription factor activity, RNA polymerase II-specific. Gene Ontology annotation, cellular component: nucleus. Gene Ontology annotation, biological process: regulation of transcription by RNA polymerase II. The record is from RefSeq and is a predicted model, not a curated record. Lineage: Eukaryota; Metazoa; Chordata; Chondrichthyes; Myliobatiformes; Myliobatidae. Bases 312 to 1721 code for a protein of 469 amino acids. The transcript is spliced from 2 exons.
GCCAACGGGCGGCGUCGGCGCCCGCUUCCCACUUGCGCGGCCCGUCACGGAUUGUUGCCCCUCCGCCGGUCCCCGUUAGCGAUUCCUGGCCCGCCGUUGGGUGUGAGCCCGCAGCCGGGGGCUGUCCGCCGCGCAGGUUGCCAGGGCGGGUGAUUUACACUGGAGCGGGGGGCCCGUACGUCUGAGCAUGCGCACUGCCCUCGGUAUCAGUGACUCGGGUGAGAAAGAUUUGUUCUGUAUGACGCUGUCUACACCGGUGUCACAUAGCUUAAGUGGAGCAUCAGAGCAGAGAAAGUUAGGGCCAAACAUUCAUGCCAAGAUCUUGCGGAGUGACGUGGGAGUGCUGCGAUUCUAUCGACAGUAGCCACCACAGAAUGGAAGGAAAGCCCCUCGAUAUCCAUGUGGAUGUACCUGCAUCCGAGGGCGGUGAGGGUGUGCAGAAGAGCAGACCUGAUCGCGAGGGCCUGUUGCCCUGCACGCUGUGCGGGAAGGUGUUUGCCUACCAGUCCCUGUUGCGCCGCCACUGGCUGGCCCACACCGAGAUCCGGCCCUUCAUCUGCAACGUCUGCGGCAAGACCUACAAGAGUCACCAGGACUGCACGCGGCACCAGCGGAUCCACACCGAGGAGACGAGCGUCACCUGCCCCGAGUGCGGUAAGGCCUUCACCCACUUCUCGCACCUGCAGGCCCACCUGCGCACCCACACUGGCGAGCGGCCCUUCCCCUGCCCCGACUGCGGCAAGGCCUUCGGCCACUCCUCCCACCUGCAGAGGCACCAACGCACCCACAGCUGCGAGCGGCCCUUCUCCUGCCCCGACUGCGGCAAGACGUUCGGCCACUCCUCACACCUACAGAGGCACCAACGCACCCACAGCUGCCAGCAGCCCUUCUCCUGCCCCGACUGCGGCAAGACGUUCGGCCGCUCUUCGCACCUACAGGCCCACCGGCGCACCCACACCUGCGAGCGGCCUUUUUCCUGCCCCGACUGCGGCAAGACCUUCGUCCAGUCUGCCCACCUCCUGGAGCACCAGCGGGUUCACACCGGAGAGAAGCCCUUCGUCUGCCCUCUCUGUGGGAAGAGCUUCGCCCGGUCGUCACAGCUCCAUGCGCACAGGCGGACUCACACAGGGGAGAGGCCCUACCCAUGUCCAGACUGUGGGAAGUGCUUUAGCACGGCUUCAAUCUUACUUCAGCACCGUCAGGUCCACACCGAGGAGCGGCCCUUCCCCUGCCCCGACUGCGGCAAGGCCUUCAAGAGCCCCGUGCACCUGAAGCAGCACCACGUGAUCCACGCCGGGGAGAGGCCCUUCUCCUGCACCGUCUGCGGCAAGGCCUUCGUCCGGUACUCCAACCUGCAGGCGCACCAGCGGCUACACUUGAGGGAGAAGAGGUUCGCCUGCCCCGAGUGUGGCAAGGUCUUCCCCCACACCACGAACCUGCUGGCGCACCGUCGUGCCCACGCCGGCAAGCGGCCGUUCGCCUGCCCCGAGUGCGCCAAGACCUUCGUCUACGCCUCGCACCUGCUGGCCCACCGGCGCACCCACACCGGUGAGCGGCCCUUCUCCUGCCCCGACUGCAGCAAGGCCUUCACCCACUCCUCCCACCUGCAGGCGCACCGGAGGGUCCACACCGGGGAGAAGCCCUUCGCCUGCCCCGUCUGCGGCAAGUGCUUCACAUGGUCGUGGCAGAUGCAGAACCACCAGCGGACUCACACGGAGUAGAGCGGUGACACUCGUCCCGACGGGGGGAGGGUCGUCUCCUGGUACAGCGGACACUGUGUGUGCUUGUGUGUGUCUGGAGUUUCUGUGUCCGUGGGCUGAUCCGAUUUCCUCCCACAUUCCACAAAGGUAAAUUUGUUCCGCGAGUCGGCUGGGGAUAGAAUCUGGGACUGGGGGAGGUGAAGGGGAUGUGACGCUGCUGAAAAUUAGUUUCUGGUGGCCGCUGUGCAUACACAGACGUGUGGCGGUGAACCUUCUGAGGAGGGUGAGAAGGCAUCUGUAUAAUUGCGGUUGGUGAUCACAGAACAUGACAGAGUACAGGCCGUACAGGCCAUUCAGCCCAUGAUAUUGUAUACAUGCCCAGUCCCUUGUCCACCUCCCUCCAUUCCCUGCCUACCUCACGGCACCUUUAACUCCUCUUGUCUCUGCCACCAUCCAUGGACCUGCUGCUCAGUGCAAAAAAAGAUCUAAACUUUGCCCCACACAUCGCCUUUGAAUUUGUCCCUUCACACCUCGACUCCAUGGCCUCUCCUAUCAGACAUUUCCAUCCUGGGAAAAAGCACCAGCUGUCUAUGACUCUCAUAAUCUGACAAACUUCUAUCGGGUUUCCUCUCGGCCUCUGCCGUUCCAGAGAAAGUAACACAGUUUUUUCCAGCCUGUCCUCAUAGCUCAGGCCCCCGAAUCCAGGCAACAUCCAGGUGAACAUCUUCCGCACCCUCUCCAAAGUCUCCUCGUCCCUCCUGGGGUGAGCGGACCGCAGUCCGAGUUUCGGGAUUUGGACUCGAUGACGGUACAUUCCAGGCUGGGGUACUCUGGGGCUCGGAGGGUGGGAGAGGUGUUGGUUGUGGGAGGCGCCGUUGGAUUGGCCCAGGACGGUAUCUGCAGUGUGUUUUGUAAAUGUCAGUUGUGGGACAUUGGUGAAAUUCUGGGCCGUGUUUUCGCGUUGUAAAUCAGUGUUCUUUCAGAUGCCCAUUAGAACAUAAACAGAACACAGCAGAGUACAGCACCGGCCCUUCAACUCUGCUGAAAUUUGAACCUACUCUAAAACCAAUCUGAAAUUUCCCCCAUUGUUCGUUCAUCCUUACUGCUAUCAAAGAGAAUCGUAAGUGUCCCCAACGUAUCUGCCUGAACCAACCCUGACAGCGUGAUUCACGAUCCCACCAGUCUCUGUGUGAAAAACACCUACUCUGACACCCACCCCAAGUACUUUCUACAAUCAUCUUAAAAUCAUGUCCUUUUUUUUUUAGCCAUUUGCACUCUGGAACCAGGUCCUUGGCUGUCCACUCUGUGCCUCUUUGCUUAUAAGGUCGUAAGAAAUAGGAGCAUAAUUAGAUGAUUUGGCCCAUCAGGUCUGCUCCAGCUUUUCUCGUGGCAGAUCCAUUUCCCUCCCAGCCCCAAUCUCCUGUCUUCUCUCUGUAACUUUUCACACCCUGACUCAUCAAUCAGCUUAGAGAAACAUAAGGACUCGGCCUCCACGGCCGCCUGUGGCAACGGAUUCCACAGACUCGCCAGUCUCUGGCUAAAGACUCUCCUCCUCAUCUCCGUUCCUAAUGGACGGCCCUCUAUUCAGAGAUCGUUCCCUCUGGUCCUAGACUCCCCCACCACGGGAAUCAUCCACUCUCUCGGGACCUUUCAACGUUCGAUAGGCUUCAAUGAGAUCCCACCCUCGUACUUCAGAAUCCCAGUGAGUACAGGCCCAGAGCCUAAAUCACUCCUUGUAUGACAAGCCUUUUGUUCCUGGAAUCAUUUUUGUGAACCUCCAUUGAACCCUCUCCAAUGUCAGCACGUCUUUUCUUAAAUAAAGGACCCAAACCUGCUCACUGUACUCCCAAGUGAGGCCUCACCAGUGCCCUAUGAAGCCUCAUCAUUACAUGCUUGCUUUUAUGUUCUGGUCCUCUUGAAAUGAAUGCUAACGUUGCAUUUGCCUUCCUCGCCAUCGACUCAACCUGCAAAUUAAUCUUUGGGGAAUCCUGCACGAGGACUUCCAAGUCCCUUUGCAGCUCAGAACUUUGAAUUUUCUUCCUGACGCUGUAUUCCAUCUGCCACUUCUUUGCCAAUUCUCCUAAUCUGUCCAAGUCCUUCUACAGACUCUGUUUCCUCAACACCACCUGCCCCUCCACCUAUCUUCAUAGUGUCCACAAACUUGGCGACAAAGCCACCAAUUCUGUCAUCCAAGUCAUUGAUAUAUAACGUAAAAAGAGGUGGUCCCAAUACCGACCCUGCAGAACACCUCUUGUCACCGGCAGCCAAUCAGAAAAGGCUCCUUUUAUUCCCACUCUUCACCUCCUGCCAAUCAGCCAGUGCUCUGUCUAUGCCAGUAUCUUUCCUGUAAUACCAUGGGCUCUUUAAGCAGCCUCAUGUACGGCACCUUGUCAAAGGCCUUCUGAAAUUCCAAGUAAGCAACAUUCACCGACUCUCUUUUGUCUAUCUUGAUUGUUAUUUCUUCAAAGAAUUCCAACAGAUUUAGACCAUAAGACAUAGGAGCAGAAUUAGGCCAUCUGGCCCAUCGAGUCUGCUCCACCAUUCAAUCAUGGCUGAUCAUUUUUUUUCUCUCCUCCUCAACCCUAGUUCCCGGCCUUCUCCCUGUAACCUUUGAUGCCAUGUCCAAUCAAGAACCUAUCAAUCUCUGCCUUAAACACACCCAACGACCUGGCCUCCACAGCUGCACGUGGUAACAAAUUCCACAAAUUCACCAUUUUUUGGCCAAAGAAAUUUCUUCGCAUCUCUGUUGUGAAAGGGCGCCCCUCUAUUCUGAGGCUGUGCCCUCUUGUCCUGGACUCCCCCACCAUGGGAAACAUCCUUUCCACAUCUACUCUGUCUAGGCCUUUCAACAUUUGAAAGGUUUUGAUGAGAUUCCCCCUCAUCCUUCUGAAUUCCAGCGAAUACAGACCCAGAGCCAUCAAACAUUCCUCGUAUGAUAACCCUUUCAUUCCUGGAAUCAUCCUUGUGAACCUCCUCUGGACCCUCUCCAAUGCCAGCACGUCUUUUCUAAGAUGAGGAUCCCAAAACUGUUCACACUACUCAAGGUGAGGCCUCACCAGUGCCUUAUAAAGCCUCAGCAUCACAUCCUCGCUCUUGUAUUCUAGACCUCUUGAAAUGAAUGCUAACAUGGCAUUUGCCUUCCUCACCACUGACUCAACCUGCAUGUUAACCAUCAGGGUGUUCUGCACAAAGACUCCCAAGUCCCUUUGCAUCUCAGAUUCCUGGAUUUUCUUCCCAUUUAGAAAAUAUUCCGCACAUUUAUUUCUACUACCAAAGUGCAUGACCAUGCAUUUUCCAAAAUUGUAUUUCAUUUGCCUCUUUCUUGCCCAUUCUCCUAAUCUGUCUAUGUCCUUCUGCAUCCUACCUGUUCCCUCAACACUACCUGCCCCUCCACCAAUCUUUGUAUCAUCUGCAAACUUGGCAACAAAGCCAUUUAUUCCAUCAUCUAAAUCAUUUAUAUACAGCAUAAAAAGAAGUGGUCCCAACACCGACCCCUGUGGAACACCACUAGUUACUGGCAGCCAACCAGAAAAGGAUCCUUUUAUUCUCACUUGCUGCCUCCGAUCAAUCAGCCAAUGCUCUAACCAUGUUUAUAACUUUCCUGUAAUACCAUGGGCUCUUAACUUGGCAAGCAGCCUCAUGUGGGCACCUUGUCAAAGGCCUUCUGAAAGUCCAAAUAUACAACAUCCACGACAUCCCCUUUAUCUAUCCUACUUGUAAUCUCCUCAAAGAAUUCCAACAGUUCUGUCAGGCAGGAUUUUCCCUGAAGGAAACCAUGCCCACUUUGUACUAUCUUGUCCUGGGUCACCAAGUAUUCCAUCUCCUCGUCCUUAACAAUUAACAUCCUCCCAACUACUGAGGUCUGGCUAACUGGUCUAUAAUUUCCUUUCUGCUGCCUUCCUCAUUUGUUAAAGAGUGGAGUGACAUUUGCAAUUUUCCAGUCCUCUGGCACCUUGCCAGAGUCCAACGAUUUUUCAAAGGAUCAUUUCCACUGCCACCACAAUCUCUAAAGCUACCUCUUUCAGAACCCUAGGGAGCAGUUCCUCUGAUCCAGGUGACUUAUCUACCUUUAGGUCUUUCAGAUUUUUGAGCACCUUCUCCCUUGUAACAGUAACUGCACCCACUUCUCUUCCUUCACACACUGCAACAUCAGCCAUACUGCUAGUGUCUUCCACAGUGAAGACUGAUGCAAAAUACUCAUUUAGUUCAUCGACCAUCUCCUUGUCCCCCAUUAUUAUCUCUCCUGCCUCAUUUUCUAGUGGUCCUAUAGCCACUCUCAUUUCUCUUUUAUUUUUAACGUACUUGAAAAAAAAUUACUAUCCACUUUGAUAUUAUUUGCUAGCUUGCUUUCAUAUUUCAUCUUUUCCCUUCUAAUACUUUUUAGUUGCUCUCUACAUUUAAAAAAAUUUCCCAAUCCUCUAUCUUCCCACUAAUUUUUGCUUCGUUGUAUGCCCUUUCUUUUGCUUUUACAAUAGCUUUGGGUUCCCUUGUCAGCCACGGUUGUACGAUUUUACCAUUUGAUUAUUUCUUCAUUUUUGGAAUACACAUAACCUGCACCUUCCUCAUUUUUCCCAGAAACGCACGCCCUUGCCACUCUGCUGACAUCCCCGCCAGCUCCUUCCAAUUUACUUUGGCCAACUCCUCUCUCAUACCACUGUACUUGCCCUCACUCCACUGAAAUACUUUAUUCCUAUCAAAUUUCAAGCUGAACUCAAUCAUAUUGUGAUCACUGGUUCCUAAGGGUUCUUUUACCUUAAGCUCCCUAAUUGCCUCCGGUUCAUUACAUAAUACCUAAUCCAGUAUAGCUGAUCCCCUAGUAGGCUGAACGACAAACUGCUCUAAAAAGCCAUCUCCUAGGCAUUCAACAAACUCACUCUCUUGAGAUCCAUUACAAUUCUGAUUUUCCCAAUCCACCUGCAUGUUAAAAUCUCCCAUGACUUCCAUAACAUUGCCCUUUUGACUCGCCUUUUCUAUUUCCUGUUGUAAUCUGUGUCCACCUCCCAGCCGCUGUUGGGAGGCCUGUAUAUAACUGCCAUCAAUGUCCUUUUACCACUUGUCAGGCAAGAUUUUCCCUUGAGGAAACCAUGCUGACUUUGGCCUAUAUUAUCAUGUGCCUCCAAGUACCCUGUAAACACAUCCUUAACGAUCAACUCCAACAUUUUCCCAACCACUGAAGUCAGGCUAACUGGCUUAUAAUAUCCUUUCUCCUGCCACCCUCCCUUCUUAAAAGGUGGAGUGACAUUUGCAAUCUUCCAAACCACCAGAACGAUGCCAGAAUCUACUGAUUCUUGAAAGAUCACUACUAAUGUCUCCACAAUCUCUUUAGCCCCUUUUUCAGAAACCUAGGGUGCACACCAUCUGGUCCAGGUGACUUAUCUACCCUCAGACCUUGCGGUUUCCCAAGCACCUCUGUAGUAAUAGCAACUACACUCACUGUUACCCACUGACACUCUUAAACCUCUGGCAGAAUGGUAGUGUCUUUAACAGUGAAGCCAGGUACAAAGUACUUAAAACAGUUUGCCCGCUAUCUCCUUGUCCCCCAUUACUAUCUCUGCAGCGUCAUUUUCCUACGGUCCAAUAUCUACUUCCACAUCUCUUUUUUUCUUUAUGUAUCUGAAAAAGCUUUUGGUAUGCUCUUUGACACUAUUGGCUAGCUUACCUUCAUAUUUCAUCUUCUCCCCCCUUAUGACUUUUUUUAGUUGCCUUCUGUUGGUUUUUAAAAAUUUUCCAAUCCUCUAACUACCCAAUAAUUUGUGAUCUAUUACAUGCCCUCUCUUUUGCUUUUCUGUUGGCUUUCCCUUCCCUUGUCAGCCACAGUUGCAUCAUCCUGCCUUUAGAAUAUUCCAUCAUCUUUGGGAUGCAUCUAUCCUGCACCUUCCAAAUUGCUCCCAGAAACUGCAGUCAUUGUUACUCUGCCGUCAUCCCUGCUAGUGUUCCCUUCCAAUCAAUUUUGGCCAGCUCCUCUCUCACGCCUCUGUAAUUCUCCCUCUCAAAUUGCAGGGUGAAUCCUUACCGUUGCCUCCUAGGGUUCCAUAACUUAAACUAUCUAAUCAAAUCCAAUUCAUUGCACAACACCCAAUCCUGAAUUGCUGAUGCCCUAGUGGCUCAACCAGGAGCUGCUCGAAAAUGCCAUCCCAUAGGCAUUCUACAAACUCACCCUCUUGGGAUUCAGUACCAGCCUGACUUUCUCAACCUACCUGCAUAUUGAAAUCCCCCAUGACGAUCGUAACAUUGCCCUUUUGACAUGCAUUUUCUAUCUCCUGCUGUAAUUUGUAGCCCACGUCCUGGCUGUUGUUCGGAGGCUUGUAUAUAACUCCCAUCAGAGUCUUUUUACCCUUGCAGUUUCUUAGAUCUAUCCACAAAGAUUCUACAUCUUCCAAUCCUACAUCACCUCUUUCUAAGGAUUUACUUAAUUUUUCACCAACAGAGCCACCCCACCCCCUCGUCCUACCUACCCGUUCUUUCAAUACAAUGUGUACACUUGGAACACAUAUAAAAUUUGCUGGUGAACGCAGC